Messenger RNA from Lachnellula hyalina, 801 nucleotides. Its product is annotated as UPF0644 protein. The transcript is spliced from 2 exons. The annotation marks the transcript as partial. Lineage: Eukaryota; Fungi; Ascomycota; Leotiomycetes; Helotiales; Lachnaceae. The record is from RefSeq and is a predicted model, not a curated record.
AGGUAUGUUCACCUAUGCAAUGGGAUUGCCAACACUGACAAAAUACUAGCGACUAUUCAAACAGAAGCACCGAAGCCGAAAUCCUUCCUCGGACGCGCCCUUGGCGUAGUAGCACUUGCUUUCUUCUUCACCACAACAGGCUUUCUGAUGGCAGCAGUCCCAGCAUUCAAAGCCGCAGAUGGCUUCAUAAACCCCCCAACGGACGAGGAGACCCUCCUCCUAUACACGCCCGAAGACGACGUGGCGCGAGAAAUCGAGGAGUUCAUCAAGUACCACCCCGUUUCCGUUGAGCUGCGCUCGAACCCGCAAUUCUCCGAAUCAAGACCACACUUGAAGAUCCCAGAGUCAUACCGGAGUCAUAAUCUGACUGGCGGGACUCUUCACGGAACUGAUAAAGUUGUAGUCCCGCCGUACAUUUGGGCCGAGGCGGGCGGGAAGAGCCUUGUCUCGAUUUCAUAUCUAGGAGCGGCUCUUUGUGGACACCCGGGAAUCAUACACGGUGGCAUGCUUGCUACGCUUCUGGAUGAGGGAUUGGCUAGGUGCUGUUUUGGAGCUCUGCCGAAUAAGAUUGCGAUGACUGCGAAUCUGAACAUCAAUUACAAAGCGCCUACGAAAGCUGGGCAAUAUGUUGUUCUGAGGGCCAAGACUACGAAGGUUGAGGGACGGAAAGCAUGGGUUGAGGGUCAUAUUGAAACUUUGGUCGCUCCGGGAGAAAAGCCGGUGAUUCUUGCCGAGGCUUCUGGUCUUUUCAUUGAGCCGAGACAAGCUUCUACAAUGGCACGAGUAUACCCAGUUCAAUGA